GUGUGCUACACUCAACAUUAGUGAAUGAAGGUCAUUCCGGACGAUGCUGGUGGGAAGGAUGUGUCUAAAAAAGCUUUGCCAGAUGUUGGAGUAGGAACAACAGAGACAUGGCUGAUUCGAUUCACCACUCGCCUCUACCAUCGUUGGGCUCUCUUCGUAGCCAAUCAUGCAGUCCUCACCAUCGUCAUUUGUACGAUUCUGAGUCUAGUGGGAACAGCAAAAAUUGUCACUACACCGAAUGAAAACGACAUCACUGGCUACACCCCAUAUGGGGCCCGAGCAAGAGAUGAACUUAAUGUUGCCGCCGAAUUCUUCUCGCGUGGAGGAAAUGGAAUUGCAAUAUUUAUCUUGAUUUUACCCAAAGAUGGAGGAAAUGCGUUGCGACCCGAAAUUCUUGAUGAAGCAUUGACGGUCGAAGAAAAGCUGUCAACAAACUUCACAAUGUUCAACCCAAACACGAACCAAAGCGAGACAUAUCAGGAGUUUUGCUUUAGUUUCUGCCAAAUCAACCAACCAUUUGUUCAGUUUGCGAGCACUUACAUCGUCCAAGGGUCUCUCAACAAAUCUGACGAUGGGGUUGAAGACCGAAUAGAUCUCUCCUACCCAAUCAGUAAUUUCUACGGUCGGCGUCUAAACAUUCAGCCACAUUUCUUUGGUUUGGAAUUGACUGAAGACAUAUUAUCCGAUGAAAACGAUAACUCCACUGCUUUGACAAAAAGAACGACGCUUUCGAAUAUGAAAUCAGCAAAGAUGCUUGCUCUUACCAUACGAGCAGAAAGAAAGGACUGGUGGACUACCCAAAUGGUCAAAGACUAUGAGCUAGCCAUCACGCAAUAUUUCGAAAGGGACUUUGUAUCACCAUAUAUAAGAGUUUUGACGCUAUCCACAUCAUUUGUUGAAGCAGAAGUAGUUCGCGCCGGUAUGAGUCUAAUGCCUUUCCUCGUCGUUGGAUUUGCUAUCAUGGCCUGUGUCUCCUCUCUAACAACCAUGUUAAGUGCCUUGUACAUGGGUCAAGUCAGCAUUCAUAAGUUCUCUCUGGCUAUUAUGGCUUGCAUCUGCCCAUUCAUGGCAUGUGGUACAGCGCUUGGCGCCCUCUUCUUUAUCGGAGUGCGAUUCGGCUCGAUCUUAUGCGUGACACCAUUUUUGGUGCUGGCUAUAGGUGUUGACGAUGCUUAUCUUAUGAUUCAUUCUUGGCAAAGAGUGACAAAAGAGUUGCGAGAGAAUCCGAACAAACAAGACUGUGCUUCAUACCGAUUAGCGCAGGUCUUGUCUGAUACUGGCCCGGCUAUAAUGAUCAGCGCACUGACAAACAUCUCCGCUGAUGCUGUCGGAGCAUUUACGAGUUCGCCGGAAAUCACUCUUCUUUGCUAUGGAAAUGCAGCCUGCAUCUUCGUCGACUUCAUUUAUCAGAUAACGCUCUACUCUGCCGUGAUGGUUCUAGCAGGCCACUUUGAAGUGGCAAACGAGCGCGAAUUGAGCCUCACUCAGCGUUUAGAGUGUGGCGUCGAUGGCAGCAAUGACGCUUUGAACAAGAAAUCAGCGUCAAUCACCUUGCAACGAUUUACUGAGAAAUGUUCCACAUUCCUUGAUAGCUACGUUGCUCUCGUUACCAACAAAUUCUUCGACAUCGCUGCUGUUGUGGUGUGGAUUGCGUUCAUACUGAUUUCUAUAAAGGGUCUCACACAAAUGCCGAUAAACCUGACUCCGAAGAAGUUAUUUAGCGGUGAUUCAUCAUUGCAAGAGAUGGAUGAUCUUCGAGUCUCCUAUGUGAUCCCAUAUUUUACUUUAGCUACGGUGUUUGUGAACAAACCAGGCAAUCUUUCAGACAAAACUCGCCUUGCUCGACUAGAUGCUUUCGUUGAAGAAUUGGAAUCACUACCGGGUGCAUGGGGAAAACGCAGCUCGAAUUAUUUCAUUAGAGAUUUUCUCGAGUACGAAAAAGAAAUGAGCAAAGUUGAAGUUGACAUUGGCGAGAAAAAAAAUACCUUCAAAGAAACUGGUGCUUUGCGCAUGGAAGAACUGCCUAAUUUUUUGGAAUGGCCCGAGUAUGAAUACUGGCGCGGAUUUGUCCGGUUCAAAGAGAAUUCUACGGAAUUAGAAAAGUUUUUCUUAACUACAGCUUAUUACGGGGAUUAUCUAAAAGUAUGGAUCAAUAGGGACAAACUGCUGAAAAGCUGGCGAGCAGUAGUAGAUCGAUACUCACCAGAGUUCAACGCCACUGUUUACUUCGACGACGGCAUUUAUCUGGAUUUGAUUGAGAAUAUGCCCACUGACACAUGGCAGUCCGGUGUAGCGACAAUUUGUUGCAUGGCCAUAGUAUGCUUCAUUUUUAUGUGGGAUCUUCCAACAGUGCUCAUUACCACGGCAGUCAUUGCUAGCAUUAUGACAGGAAUCUUGGGAACACUCUCUUGGACUGGUACCGAACUUGAUCCAAUCGUGAUGGCCGCUCUGAUUAUCUCAAUUGGAUUCUCUGUGGAUAUACCGGCACAUGUCGCCUACCAUUAUUAUAGUGCUGGAGCGCACAUUCCUCCUCCUAUCACUACGAAGCGUCGGCUGCACUACUGUCUAUCAUCAGUAGGAUUUCCAGCAUUGCAAGCUUCGCUCAGUACAAGUUUAUGUGUCCUGGCUCUCCUUCUAGUCACCAUCUACAUGUCACAGGUAUUCGUCAAAACCAUGAUUUUGUGCAUGACACUAUGCGUGAUACAUGGCCUCGUCCUCAUUCCGUGCUUGGCCAGCCUGGCCGAUCCUAUUCUUGGCGGACUUCGGCGGUCUAAGAAAGCCUAACAAUGAACCACUUUCAUGGCUACUUCCUAGUCUGUACUGGAAUUUGCCGAAUCAGGGUCCAAGUAUCUGGAAGCAUCUUUCCAGCACCUUUCAUCUUUCGCUCUGAAGCUUUAUAAGUCUUUGUUUUCAUUUGUGCAAUCUACUAGAUUCGCAUAUAUGAAUUUAUUUCUGUACAAAUGUGAAUAAUUUUUUCUCUUCCUUCU
Messenger RNA from Cylicocyclus nassatus, 2987 nucleotides. The record is from the annotation of a GenBank genome assembly. NCBI's taxonomy places the organism in Eukaryota, Metazoa, Nematoda, Chromadorea, Rhabditida, Strongylidae.